Messenger RNA from Macrosiphum euphorbiae (potato aphid), 1491 nucleotides. NCBI's taxonomy places the organism in Eukaryota, Metazoa, Arthropoda, Insecta, Hemiptera, Aphididae. The record is from the annotation of a GenBank genome assembly.
AUGGGGUUCAAUGUGGACACUCCGUUUUCUGUGAUUGCCGACUGGUCUUGGGGCGAAGUGUGCAAGUAUGCCCGUGAGGCGGCUGUGUUCUUGGACGAUUAUGCUGCCGAGUCGCUGCACUGGCACGGUGGAUGUGUGCUUCUGUAUCGAGCUGGUGCCAAAAGUGUCAAGGAGUUGUCAUCUUUUGAAAGUGGCAACCCAAAAGACCGCAGAUGCUUAUUGAUUAUUGGAAAACCUGUCGAUGAACUGGCAGUAGCGAUUGUCCGUGAUGUUUUGAAUAACAGUAAUUUUAGAUAUUGUCGUUUUGUUGCUGGAUGUGGGUUUGAAUCAUAUAGUGUUGAAAAGCUGGAGAAUGAACUAUGCAAAAUUAUUUCAGCUAAGUACGAGGAUGGUACAGUGGAUGUAAUGGAUAUACCAAUAUCAUUGACUUGCUUGUCUCCUACAUUAUUUUUAGUGCCCCAUCUUCAAAACAUUCCUUUGUUGAUAGAGAAUAACUAUGAAGUGUAUGUUUCAAAAAUUGCAGCAACUUUAAACAACAUAUUUAAUCAUUUGAAUGUAAAACAUGACCUUUAUGCUGUUGGACCGUUAAGUGAAGCUGUAACUUACCAUUUUUCUAAAAUUCAAAAAACUUUAAGCACAGAGUCGAGCCGCCUAAAUGUUAUACUUAUUGAUAGAAUAGUUGAUAUGUAUGCAGUUACUGAUUUUGCAUCUAGCUGUCCAUUAGACAAAAUGAAUAUGUUAUUGACUAGAUUUCCCAAAACAUGUUCUGAUAUAGCUGUCAUAACUGAACCUUUGUUACAAGACUUAAAGUACAAGUCGAUCAAUGAUCAGUUACAAGUACCGAUGUGUUUGGCUCCAACACUGAAACCUACACCUAUAGUUGAAUGGUUAUUAACAAAAACUGAAAAAAAUGUAUUGGCUAGCAUAAGAACUACAUUAACUGAAAAACGUUCUGGACCUAUUAAAAAAACUAUAUCAAGGAUUACACCUCAGCUCUUAGAAACGCUUUUAGAUGAUGAAAAGUGUAAUAGUAAAGAAUCUAUAGACUUUAAACAACAAGUACUUUGUAUUUGUGCUGCUUUAAAAUCUCCAAAUCUCUCAAUAAUUGAACUUGCUCAAAAUAUUGGCAAACUAUUAUUACAAAAUAUUUCAAUGGAAAGUGACACUGACAUCUUAACACAAGUUAGUCAAUUAUUUAAAACAAGGAAAGACAGAAAAUUGACUGUAGAAAUUCUAUUAUGUAUUUUAGUUCAAUUGUAUUCAGUUGUUGAAGAAGAUUUUGUAAUAUCUGAAGAACAUCAAAUAGACUUAGAGAAUAUUGUUGGUGAAGCCUUUUUUGAAGACUUGGAAUAUUUACCAGAUUAUAUAAUUAAUGAUUUAAUAGGAGUGGGUUUUAGUACAUUGCUGGGUUGUCAACAAGCUGCGGAAAAAUUCCUUUUUAUUUUAAAACAAAUUAAGCUGUCAAGACAGAAUUUUAUUCAAUACAGGUAG